Messenger RNA from Taeniopygia guttata (zebra finch), 3669 nucleotides. NCBI's taxonomy places the organism in Eukaryota, Metazoa, Chordata, Aves, Passeriformes, Estrildidae. The record is from RefSeq and is a predicted model, not a curated record.
ACGCCCCCUGACUCAUGGCCACGCCCACCGCGCCGCCGGAGCCUCCCGAUUGGUCCGCCCAAGCUCUGCCCCCUUCGCGAGCACGCCCCGUUCUCCACACUGUCAAUCAAAGUUAGCGCCUGCUCUGAUUGGGCGAGGCUUCGUCUCUCCCCGCCUUCUCAUUGGGUGAUGCAGCCGCGCGGCUCCGCCCCCUCCGGUCACCUUAUUUGUUGUCCGUCCCGCCCUUUCACGCGUCUUUACUUUUCAUUGGUCGCCAGCCGUGUCACUGACCGCAAACCCCACUUCCUCACCGCCUUUCCCCCUUCCCAUUGGCCACGCUCUCUCCUCCCCUUAUUGGCCGCUGUGCUAUCCAUCACCCCCUCCUCUCCAUCCUAUUGGUGCAACACGGCGGGGCGUCGCCCACCUAGUUUCCCAUUGGCGGAGCACAAAGGCGGGCUCUUUUCCUAUUGGCUCAUUCCUCUGUUAGUCCCGCCCCUCUGGCCGUGAGGGGCUUGGCGGAGCCGCUGUUUGUGCGCCGGGAGGGCCCGGAGGACCGUGGUGCCAUCGCGCCCAGCCCGGCCAUGGCCGCCCGCGGUGCCCAGCGGCCCAACGGGCACUCACAGCCCAGUAAGAUCUGCCAGUUCAAACUGGUGCUGCUGGGAGAGUCGGCCGUGGGCAAGUCCAGCCUGGUGCUGCGCUUCGUCAAGGGCCAGUUCCACGAGUACCAGGAGAGCACCAUCGGCGCCGCCUUCCUGACGCAGUCCGUGUGCCUGGACGACACCACGGUCAAGUUUGAGAUCUGGGACACGGCGGGGCAGGAACGCUACCACAGCCUGGCCCCCAUGUACUACCGGGGGGCUCAGGCUGCCAUCGUGGUCUACGACAUCACCAACCAGGAGACGUUUGGGCGGGCACGGGGCUGGGUGAAGGAGCUGCAGCGCCAGGCCAGCCCCAGCAUCGUCAUCGCCCUGGCCGGCAACAAGGCCGACCUGGCCAGCAAGAGGAUGGUGGAGUACGAGGAAGCCCAGGCCUACGCCGAUGACAACAGCCUGCUCUUCAUGGAGACCUCGGCCAAGACGGCCAUGAACGUCAACGACCUCUUCCUGGCCAUCGCCAAGAAGCUGCCCAGGACGGAGCCGCCGAGCUCGGCCGGGGCCGGGGGCCGGGGCCGGGGCGUGGACCUGAGCCAGGAGAGCCCCCGGGGCCGGGGACAGUGCUGCGGGAACUGAGGCAUCCGCUGGGAUCCACUGGGAUCUGCUGGGAUCUACUGGGAUCCAUCCAGCCCAAAUCCUGCUGGGAUCCACCGGGACUGAGCCAGCUGAGCCCCUGGGCCACGGGCAGUGCUGCAACCGAGGGAUCCCAUGGGAUCCACUGGGAUCGAUCCAGUCAGAAUCGCGCCUGGGAUCCACCGGACCUGAGCCAGGAGAGCCCCCGGGGCCGGGGACAGUGCUGCCACUGAGGGAUCCACUGGGAUCCACUGGGAUCCACUGGGGUCACAUCACUGCUGGGAUCCACCCCAGUCACAGCUGGGAUCCACCGGACCUGAGCCAGGGACAGUGCUGCAGGAACUGAGAUCCAACGGGAUCUGCUGGCUCCUCCUGGCUCCUCCAGAUCCCUCCUGGAUCCACCAGGCCCCACUUGGAUCUACCAGAUCCCUCCUGGACCUUCCAGAUUGCUCACGGAUCCUCCAGCCCCCUCCUGGCUCCUCCAGACUCUGCUGGGAUCCCCCAGAUCCCUCCUGGAUCCACCAGAUCCCACCUGGACCUUCCACAUUUCACACAGAUUCUUCAGCCCCCUCCUGGAUCAUCUGGAUCCCCCCUGGAUCCACCAGAUCCCUUUUGGAUCCCCCAGACUCCUCCUGGCUCCACCAGAUCCCUCCUGGAUCCUCCAGAUCCUUCCUGGAUCCACCAGGCCCCUCCUGGAUCCUCCAGAUCUCUCACAGAUACUCCAGACUCCACCAGAAUCCUCCAGAUCCCUCCUGGGUCCACCAGAUCCCACUUGGACCUUCCAGAUUGCACAUGGAUUCUUCAGGCCCCUCCUGGAUCCACCAGAUCCCUCCUGGCUCCACCAGAUCCCUGCUGGGCCCACCAGAUCCCUGCUGGAUUCUCCAGAUCCUUCCUGAAUCCUCCAGACUCUGCUGGGAUCCCCCAGAUCCCUCCUGGAUCCACCAGGCCCCGCUUGGAUCUACCAGAUCCCGCACAGAAACUCCAGACUCGGCCGGGAUCCCCUCGAUGUCCCCAGGUGGUCCCAGUGGUGGCCACCAUGUCCCAAUGGUGGCCACCAUGUCCCCUCAGUGGUCCCAGUGGUGGCCACGAUGUCCCAAUGGUGGCCACCAUGUCCCCUCAGUGGUCCCAAUGGUGGUCACGAUGUCCCAGUGGUGGCCCUGAGGUCCCCAGGUGGUCCCAGCCAUGGCCACCCCCCAGGUGCCACCCCCAGUUUGUCCCUGUCCCCAGCCUGGCCCAUCUCACUUGGCACUUUAUGGUCACACGGCCCGAGGGGGUGGCACCCCAACAUUGGGGACACCCCGAGGUGGUGGCACCUCAGAAUUUGGGACACCCCAAAGUGGUGGCACCCCAAAAUUUGGGACACCCCAACUUGGGGAACCCUGGAAUUGUCCCCCCAGGCGUGGGGGUGGCGGCUGUGGGGUGGAGGGACUCGGUCCCGUGUGACACCCCUGGGGACACCUUGGGGACAGUUUGGGGACAUUGCUGGGGACACCUUGGGGACAUUCCCCGGGACAUCUUGGGGACACCUUGGGGACAUUCCCGGUGCUCCAGAGCCUCUGGAGUUGGUGACAUUGAUGUCCCCAGGGUGGUGACAGAGCCCGCAGGGUCCUUGCCCUGUCCCCACCCUUGGGGACACCUUGGGGACACUCCCAGGGACACUUCAGGGCCACUCCCAGGGCCACUCCCAGGGAGACUCCCAAGGACACCUUGGGGACACCUUGGGGACACUUCAGGGCUGUCCCUGGGGACACUGCCAGGGACACUCCCAGGGCCACCUUGGGGACACCUCGGGGACAAUCCCGGGGCCACCUUGGGGACACCUCGAGGCCUUUCCCGGGGCCACCUUGGGGACACCUCGGUGACAGUCCUGGAGCCACCUUGGGGACACUCUGGAGACACCUGGGGCCUUUCUGGGGACACCUUGGGGACAUUCCCGGGGACACUCCCAGGGCCACUUUGGGGACACUCUGGGGCCACUCCCGGAGCCACCUUGGGGACAUUCUGGGGACACCUCGAGGCCUUCCCGGGGCCACCUCAGGGCCACUCCCGGUGCCCCAGAGCCUCUGAACGGGUGACAUCGAUGUCCCCAAAGUGGUGGCCCCAUGUCCCAGCCCUGGACACUGCAGCUUCUGCCACUCUUUUAUUUUCCUUUAUUUUUCCCCUUUUUUUCUUUAUUUUUUCCUUCCUUUCCCCCCCGUUUUUCGCCUUUUUCCUCGGAUUUUUUUUUCUUUCUUUUUCCCCGUUUUUCACCUUUUCCCUCGGAUUUGAUUUUUCCUUCCGCUCCGGUUUUUUCCCUGCCCUUGGGGCCGCUCCUCCCUCGCGGUGAAAUAACGAUCGUGGUAACCACAGGCUCGGGUCGCUGAUUCACCCGUGUAUUUAAUGUAAAAAAGUAAAAAAAAAAAACAAACAACAAGGACAAAAAAAAAAAAAAAAAACAAGGAAAAUAAUCCCAAAAAACCAAAAA